This is a messenger RNA of Dryobates pubescens (Downy woodpecker), 3576 nucleotides long. RefSeq names its product mucin 6, oligomeric mucus/gel-forming (gene MUC6). Gene Ontology annotation, molecular function: protein binding. NCBI's taxonomy places the organism in Eukaryota, Metazoa, Chordata, Aves, Piciformes, Picidae. Gene Ontology annotation, cellular component: extracellular matrix. The record is from RefSeq and is a predicted model, not a curated record. Bases 1 to 3576 code for a protein of 1191 amino acids. The transcript has 27 exons.
AUGUUGCCAACGGUGAUACUGCUCAUCUUCUGCAGCUUUCUGCAGUCUGCUGUUCUGAGCAAGGACUCCUGUUCCACCUGGGGAGGAGGGCAUUUUUCCACCUUUGACAAAUACCAGUACGACUUUACUGGGACCUGCAACUACAUCUUUGCAACUGUAUGUGAUGAAACCAGCCCAGACUUCAACAUUCAGUUCCGCCGCGGGCUGGACAAAAGAAUCAAGAGGAUCAUUGUCGAGCUGGGCCCUGCUGUUGUCAUCGUGGAGAAAGGCACCAUUUUUGUCAGGAAUGUUGGCAUCAUCCAGUUGCCUUACACCAGCAAUGGCAUUCAAAUAGCACCUUACGGACGCAACAUCCGCCUGGUGGCCAAGCUGAUGGAGAUGGAACUGGUGGUCAUGUGGAACAACGACGACUAUCUCAUGGUGUUGACUGAAAAAAAAUACAUGGGGAAGAUCUGUGGAAUGUGUGGGAAUUAUGAUGGCUAUGAACUGAAUGACUUUGUGAGUGAAGGUAAACUGCUGGAUACAUACAAAUUUGCUGCAUUACAGAAAAUGGAUGAUCCAUCAGAGAUCUGCCUGUCUGAGGAGAUAGCAGUCUCCACCACUCCUCACAACAAAUAUGCCAUGAUCUGCUCUCAGCUACUGAACUUGGUGUCACCGACUUGCACCGUGCCAAAGGACGGGUUUGUUGUCCGCUGCCAGCUGGACAUGCAGGACUGCAGUGAGCCAGGGCAAAACAACUGCACCUGCUCCACCCUCUCAGAGUAUUCAAGGCAGUGUGCCAUGUCCCACCAAACAGUGUACAACUGGAGGACUGAAAACCUCUGCUCUGUGGGAACGUGUUCUGCCAACCAGAUCUAUGAGGAAUGUGGUUCUCCAUGCAUUAAAACCUGUUCCAACCCCGAGUACAGCUGUUCCAGUCACUGUACCUAUGGCUGCUUUUGUCCAGAAGGAACCAUUCUUGAUGACAUCUCAAAGAACAGAACUUGUGUUCACAUUGAGCAGUGUCCAUGUUCACUGAAUGGCAAAAUAUAUGCUCCUGGAGAGACCAUGAAAGCAGCAUGUAGGACCUGCACGUGUCUGAUGGGUCAGUGGAACUGCAAAGAGCUGCCCUGCCCUGGAAGGUGUUCGCUGGAAGGAGGCUCCUUUGUGACCACAUUUGAUUCUAGACCAUACAGGUUCCAUGGGGUUUGCACUUAUGUCCUUAUGAAGAGCUCCAGCCUGCCACACAAUGGAACCCUAAUGGCUGUGUAUGAAAAGUCUGGCUACUCUCAUUCUGAGACAUCACUCAGUGCUAUCAUCUACCUGUCUUCAAAGGACAAGAUUGUGAUCUCUCAGAAUGAACUCCUCACUGAUGAUGAUGAACUUAAGAAGCUGCCUUACAAAUCAGGAGACAUCACCGUUUUCAGGCAGUCCUCAAUGUACAUCCACAUGCAUACAAGCUUCGGGCUGGAGCUCGUGGUUCAAACGACACCUGUGUUCCAGGCCUACCUGAAAGUAGGAUCACAGUACAAAGGCAGGACCCGGGGUUUGUGUGGCAAUUACAAUGGAGACACUACAGAUGACUUCAUGACUAGCAUGGACAUCACUGAAGGGACAGCCUCCCUCUUCGUUGAUUCCUGGAGGGCAGGGAAUUGCCAUCCUGCUCUAGAGAGAGAGAUCGACCCCUGUGCUUUGAGUCAGCUGAACAAAAUAUCUGCUGAGACUCAUUGCUCCGUCCUCACCAAGAAGGGCACAGCGUUUGAGAAAUGCCAUGCUGUGGUGAACCCUCUUCCUUUCUACAAGAGGUGUGUCUACCAAGCCUGUAAUUAUGAAGAGACCUUUCCUUACAUCUGCUCUGCCCUGGGAUCAUAUGCUCGGACAUGCGGUUCAAUGGGUUUAAUCCUGGAGAACUGGAGAAACGUCAUGGACAACUGCACUGUUACUUGUACUGGCAAUCAAACAUUCAGCUACAACACUCAGGCAUGUGACAGGACAUGUUUGUCACUCUCCAACCGAGCCCUGGAGUGUCACCCAACUGACAUCCCCAUUGAAGGCUGCCACUGUCCCCAAGGAACCUACCUGAACCACAAGCACGAGUGCGUGCGGAAGUCUCACUGUCCCUGCUACAUAGACGAGAGAAAGUACAUCUUACCUGACCAGUCCACAGUCACUGCUGGAGUUACCUGCUACUGUGUUAAUGGGAGGCUCAGCUGCACAGCCAAGCUCCAGGAUCCUGCAGAAAGCUGCAAAGCUCCCAAGAAGUACAUAUCAUGUUCUGACAGCUUGGAAGACAAGUAUGGAGCUGCCUGUGCCCCCACCUGUCAGAUGCUGGCCACUGGAAUUGAAUGUAUCCCCACCAAGUGCGAGUCAGGCUGUGUCUGCGCCGAUGGGCUCUACGAGAACCUGGACGGCAGGUGUGUUCCAGCUGAGGAGUGCCCCUGUGAGUAUGGAGGACUUGCUUAUGGAAAAGGUGAACAGAUCCACACUGAAUGCGAGAUCUGCACUUGCACAAAAGGCAAAUGGAAAUGUGUCCAGAAAUCAAGGUGCUCCUCAACGUGCAACCUCUAUGGGGAAGGUCACAUCACCACGUUCGACGGGCAGCGCUUCGUGUUUGAUGGCAACUGUGAAUACAUCCUGGCUAUGGAUGGCUGCAGUGUUCACAGAGCUGUUUCCUCCUUCAAAAUUGUCACUGAGAAUGUCAUCUGUGGCAGGUCAGGGGUUACGUGCUCCAGAUCCAUCAGCGUUUACCUUGGGAACUUGACAUUCAUUCUGCGAGAUGAAACCUACACCGUGUCUGGAGAAAACCCUGGGGUACACUACAAAGUGAAAGAGAAUGUCCUCCACCUGAUGUUUGACAUCAUCAUCCCAGGGAAGUACAACAUGACCCUCAUCUGGAAUAAGCACAUGAAUGUCUUCAUCAAGAUCUCCAGAGAAACACAGGAAACCAUAUGUGGUCUGUGUGGCAACUACAAUGGCAACAUGAAGGAUGACUUCCAAACUCGGAGCAAGUAUGUGGCCUCCAAUGAACUGGAGUUUGUCAACUCCUGGAAGGAGAAUCCUCUCUGUGGGGAUGUCUACUUUGUAGUGGACCCCUGCAGCAAGAACCCUUACCGGAGAGCCUGGGCAGAAAAGACAUGUUCCAUCAUCAACAGCCAGGUCUUUUCUGCCUGUCACAAUAAGGUCAAUCGGCUGCCCUACUACGAGGCCUGCGUGCGGGACUCGUGCGGCUGCGACAUCGGGGGGGACUGCGAGUGCAUGUGCGACGCCAUCUCCGUCUACGCCAUGGCCUGCCUGGACAAGGGCAUCUGCGUCGACUGGAGGACCCCCGACUUCUGCCCUGUCUACUGUGGGUAUUACAACUCUCAUACAAAAGCAGCAGCUGGGGAUGGUUAUUCCUCUGACUACAACAAGGAGAACUGCACCUGGCACUACAGGCCUUGUAACUGCCCAAAUCAGAGCUUCAAAUAUGUCAACAUCGAAGGCUGCUACAACUGCUCUCACGAUGAAUACUAUGACUAUGAGAAGGAAAGCUGCAUGCCCUGUGCUGUCCAACCUAGUGCUUUACUCACUGCUACAUGUCCUCAUACAUGUUGGUGA